AUGAGGCAACAAGGAAAAGGAGGGUGGAUACCGGUUGUUAGAGAUAGGGGCGGAUCAGGACCAUGGAGGUCGGAAGGGAGUGCAGGUGUUUUCAAUGUGUUAGUGGAUAACUUACCAGCAUCUCUGAACCCAAAAGGCCUAUACAAUCUAUUUACAAAGUUUGGAGUGGUAAUUGAUGUCUUUAUACCACAAAAAAGGCACAGGAUGACUAACACAAGGUUUGGAUUUGUGAGGUUUGGUUGUUCUGUGGUAGCUAAUAUAGCUGUCCAGAAAGCAAAUGGGUUAUGGGUGGACGAUCGAUCCUUACAGGUAAAACAUACAGAGUUUGGGAAGGACAAGGUUAGGGGUGAAGUUGAAAAGAUGCCAUUACGUAACCAAGUACAGGGAUCAGUAGUCUAUGUUGAUAAAAGGGGGAGACGCUCCAAUUAG
This is a messenger RNA of Camellia sinensis, 429 nucleotides long. NCBI's taxonomy places the organism in Eukaryota, Viridiplantae, Streptophyta, Magnoliopsida, Ericales, Theaceae. The record is from RefSeq and is a predicted model, not a curated record.